AUGACUUCGAGACUGCUUCGACUACAGCCUAUCACCCAUGCCGUUAGACUCGGGUUUCGAGUGGAACCGCUGGUAAAUCCGACCUUUAGCGUAGCUUUAAAUCAGCACAGAUGGUACUCUGUAAGCACGAACCCAGCAUCCGAAACAGUGAAGGAGAAUGUUGCGGAAGCAAAGGCAGAAGAACAGAAGAAAGCCACCAGCUCACCGCCGCCUGCAAAAGCAAAAUCAAAGGAACCUCUCAUGCAGCGGAUCAAGCAUGAAAUUCGUCACUACGUCAACGGAACCAAACUUCUCGGCUACGAAAUCAAGAUCUCCACAAAGCUGCUGGUGAAACUUGUUGAAGGCUACGAACUGUCCAGACGUGAAAAAAACCAACUGAAAAGAACCAUGGGCGAUGUGUUUCGUCUGGUUCCUUUCAGUGCGUUUCUCAUCGUACCCUUUGCAGAACUUCUACUGCCAGUGGCAUUGAAGAUAUUCCCAAACUUGCUACCCUCCACCUAUGAAUCUGGAAGUGCCAAACAGUUGAAGAAGCAAAAGUUGAACGACAUUCGGGAGAAGACUUCCAAUUUCCUACAGGAAACCAUCGAGGAAUCUUCUUUGAUCAGCUACAACUCCAUCGAAAGUGUCGAAAAGAAGAAGAAAUUUUUGAAUUUCUUCAAAAAACUGAACUCCCCGAAAGACGGAAACGAGAAUGUGUUCACACAUGAUGAAAUCUUGGCUGUUGCCCAGAUGUUCAAAAACGACAGCGUUCUUGAUAAUUUGUCAAGACCUCAACUGGUCGCCAUUGCGAAAUACAUGUCUUUGCGUCCAUUUGGAAAUGACAAUAUGUUGAGAUAUCAAAUUCGUUACAACCUCAAAACCAUCAUGGAAGAUGACAAGAUCAUAGACUAUGAAGGCGCCGAGUCUCUCUCGAACGAGGAACUUUAUCAGACAUGCAUUUCGCGCGGUAUCAAGACCUUCGGUGUGAAGCGCGAAGACCUUAUCGAGAACAUGAAUAUGUGGUUGGAAUUAAGGCUGAGACAUAAAGUACCAAGUGUUCUCCUUAUUCUCAGUAGUGCGUACACAUUCGGUGGUCUUCAGCAACAGGACAUCAAUGCACACUCGACCUCAGCUCAAAAAGUCGACGACACCAAAUUCAGUGAACUCAUGGACUUCUAUUACGACGGUAUCCUUCAAGUGCUGUCAUCCAUUCCAGACCCAGUUUACAAUGUCGCCAAGCUAGAUGUUAGUGAGUCUAAGGAACAAAAACAACAAAUACCUGCAGAAGAAGAAAAACCAGCUCCUUCUGCGCAGAAGACGGCUCCAACCCAAAGCCCCGAAAAACCUGCUAAGGUUGUUUCUGACUCUGCAACUACUGUUCCUACAGGUGACGAGACUGCGGCAGAAAAAGUGGCAGCAGAAAAAGGACCAAUUUCGAAGGCAGAUGAAGAAGGAAAAGAAAAAGAUGUACAGGAAGAAGAGGAAGAAGAGUCUCCGUCACGCUCUGAUGACAAUGAGUUCAAGCUCAACGUGCUGAAGGAACAGGAGGCUUUGAUCAAGAAAGAAGAGGAAGAAGCGAGGAAGAGAUCGUCUUCAGGACAAGCCAUUGACGAUGACAUUGUAUUGGACGAAGAUGCUUCCAAUGCUCCUGUCCCUAUCAAAGAUGCGGCUGAGAGCUCUCUAACAAAGAGAGAAUAA
Lachancea lanzarotensis is the source of this 1677-nucleotide messenger RNA. It is a transcript of the gene MDM38, whose product is annotated as LALA0S01e08966g1_1. The transcript has a single exon. The record is from RefSeq and is a predicted model, not a curated record. Gene Ontology annotation, cellular component: mitochondrial inner membrane. Gene Ontology annotation, biological process: intracellular monoatomic cation homeostasis. The coding region runs from base 1 to 1677 and encodes 558 amino acids. NCBI's taxonomy places the organism in Eukaryota, Fungi, Ascomycota, Saccharomycetes, Saccharomycetales, Saccharomycetaceae. Gene Ontology annotation, molecular function: ribosome binding.